This is a messenger RNA of Dipodomys ordii (Ord's kangaroo rat), 282 nucleotides long. RefSeq names its product protein S100-A10-like. The transcript has a single exon. The record is from RefSeq and is a predicted model, not a curated record. Gene Ontology annotation, cellular component: cytoplasm. The coding region runs from base 1 to 282 and encodes 93 amino acids. NCBI's taxonomy places the organism in Eukaryota, Metazoa, Chordata, Mammalia, Rodentia, Heteromyidae.
AUGCCAUCUCAAAUGGAACAUGCCAUGGAAACCAUCAUGUUUACAUUUCACAAAUAUGCAGGGGAUAAAGGCUACUUAGUAAAGGAAGGCCGGAGAGUACUCAUGGAUAAGGAAUGCCCUGGAUUUUUAGAUCCUCUGGCUGUGGACAAAAUAAUGAAGGACCUGGAUCAGUGCCAAGAUGACAAAGUGGGCUUCCAGAGCUUCUUUUCACUAAUGGCAGGCCUCACUAUUGCAUGCCAUGACUGUUUCGUAGUACACAUGAAGCAGAAGAGAAGGAAGUAG